AUGGACGACCUGUCGUCCGUCGGGGGAGCGCUGGUCGGCGCCGGUGUCUGUGUGCUGCUCCUCUUUGGAGCGAUUGUGGUCUGCGCGAGCUAUUGCCAGCGACUGGACAGCGACGACGGGGCAAUCGACUCGUUGGACCUGCGCAGUCUGCAGCUGCGCGAGGACCUCGUGGACACUGUGCUGGACGCAGGCCACAGCGAGUGGCAGUGCCUCGUGUGCGCGCACAUGAACCACCCGAACCACGAGCUGUGUCUGCUCUGCGGCACGUCGGCCGAGCUCUCGACGAUGGAGGAGACGGUGGAAGACCCGCACACGCGCACGAGGACGCGGCGCUGGGCCCGGAGCACGUUCCUGGGCACGGACAGCAGCCGCCGGCUGCUGAGCUCGACGCUGCUGGAGGACGUGGGGACCGGUACAGACGUCCACGUUGUGGCCCGAGGCGACGCAGUAGGUCCGACGACGACAAGGGCUGCGUCACGUGCGCUGCAGAAAGCCAAGACGAUGCCGCUGGCGCGCAGCGAGUUGUCGUCGUCGUCGUCGUAUGAUGACGUGAUCCAGGAGCUGGAAGCGAUCAUCGGCAUGCGACAACGCGCGUUGCGGUACAGGCGGCUGAACGAGAUGCAGCUGAACCAGAAGCAGCGAGGCGCGAGUCGAAGGAGACUGUGGCAGCGCGUGCGAGUGCCGAACGGCGGCUUUGUGUGGGUCCGGACAGUAGAGCCUGCAUGUCUCCGACCAGGCUCGACGAAUGCAGACUCGUUUGUACAGAAGCUACGGAAUAGCUCGUUCUUGUUCAAGAACCCACUGGCCAAACACUUGCGCGAGGAUUUGGCCGAACAGCUGCGUCGAAAGAAUGCAGCGUCGAUGGGCUUUUUCACGGAGCUCAAUGCGUCGGGUACUGCAGUAGCGUAUCGAAAGACAGACGCGAUUGCGCUGGACAUCGAUACGAAGGGCGAUAGCAGGGAGCCGUUGGUGGAUUUUGAAGGUGCACUGGCAAUGACGUGGAGAGAGAAGAAGCGGUGGUUCCUCAAGCAGAUAACAACUCUUUCCGUGCAGUAUACUAAAUCCAUGCACAAAAUCGACGUACGACGCUGUGCGAUCUUGGACGACGCCGUCCCGCAGUUGGCUGGAGAUGGAGUCGACAUGUCGAGGAUGCAGGAGCACUUGAAUAUUGGUUUUAUCGGAGAGCCAGCUUUGGAUGCUGGCGGCGUGCUGCGCGAGUGGUUUGGACUUGUGUGCCAAGAGCUUUUUAGUGCCGAACGAGGCCUCUUUGUCACGACGCAUGCAGAAGACUGUAGUUACUGGAUCAACCCAGAGUCGGCCAAGUGUGUGCCGGAAGGGCAAGACCAUUUGUUGUACUUCAAGUUCGCUGGUCGACUUCUUGGCAAGGCUAUUUUAGAUGGUCUUGUUCUUGAAGUGAGUAUGUCACUGCCGUUGCUAAAGCACCUUCUAGGCGUUCCCAUCACUUUUUCUGACCUGGAGUUUCUGGACGAAGAGCUGUAUAAGCACUUGAGCUGGGUGCGCGACAACAAUCAUGUGGAUGCGCUGUGUAUCACGUUCAGCAUUCAGACGCCUUUAGGCGAGACUGUGGAGCUGAAACCUGGUGGAAGUAACAUUGAUGUGACCGACGAAAACAAGAUGGACUAUUUAUCGCUGGUACUGCGAUACCGCAUGUUGGACAGCGUAGCUGGGCAGCUCACAGCACUGCUCAAGGGGCUGUACGAGGUCAUUCCGAAGUCUCUGCUUACUAUCUUCGACUACCAGGAGCUAGACUUCUACCUCAGUGGGUUGCCCACGCUAAACGUGACUGAUUGGCAAAAGAACUCGCGCGUUCGACAUGCGGCCGAAGACAGUGAUUCAGAUGGAAUCGGGCGAGAGGUGGAGGUCAUCCAGUGGUUUUGGGAUGUAUUGGCAUCGUUCACCGACGAUCAGCGCGCCCGUCUUUUGCAGUUCACUACAGGCUGCUCGCGCGUACCUGUAGAAGGCUUCAGAGCGCUCACGAGCGCAAGUGGCAUCGUCCAUCCAUUCACACUGCAGAUGGUUCCUCUAGGGACGCCGCCGCUUGGAAUGUGCCCACGCGCACACACCUGUUUCAACCGCAUCGACUUGCCGGUGUAUGAGAGUAAAGAGGAUCUCCGAUCAUAUCUGUCGCUCGUGAUACAAAUGGAGAUCACGGGCUUUGGUUUUGAGUAA
This is a messenger RNA of Hyaloperonospora brassicae, 2190 nucleotides long. Lineage: Eukaryota; Oomycota; Peronosporomycetes; Peronosporales; Peronosporaceae. The record is from the annotation of a GenBank genome assembly.